Messenger RNA from Aureobasidium melanogenum CBS 110374, 1737 nucleotides. RefSeq lists its product as uncharacterized. NCBI's taxonomy places the organism in Eukaryota, Fungi, Ascomycota, Dothideomycetes, Dothideales, Saccotheciaceae. The record is from RefSeq and is a predicted model, not a curated record. The transcript is spliced from 2 exons. The coding region runs from base 1 to 1737 and encodes 578 amino acids.
AUGUCUAGGAGAUAUUCUGAUAUUGCACUCAGUGCUCUCGUGAUAACAGUCCCGUUCCUCAUCUUGUCUGGUGUGCUUCUGGCCCUCGUCUUCAAUCUCCGUGUCGUCCAGGAACCGUCGAUCUUUUCGCAAGGCCAACAAAACACUCUCAACGAACCUGGAGUGUAUUAUGUGAAUAUCAGUUCAACUUUUUUGGUUUUCAUCGCAUCGUGGUCUAGUAGCAUCGUACCCAUGCUUGCGACGUUCAUGAUGACUCUGGCAUCUUUUCCGAUCGCGAACAACGUUCUGAAACAGAGUCGUCUUGAGAAGUGCACUCGGAGCCUGACACCAUAUCAAUUCGCACUGGCACUGAACUUUCUAAGCGGAGGAGGUUAUGGCGCUGCAUGGAGAUGGAUAAAAUAUCUGUUCAUGCAGAGGGAAGCCCGAGAGCGACAGGCACAGGCUCUGACACAGGCUCCUUCCUUUGCACUCCUGACGUUAUUGCUUGGACUGCUAGUGCUAUUAGCCGACACCUGGCUACACGUUGCAACGAAAACGGUAACCUUCACCCAACUACAAGAGCCUGAGGAUCCUCCUGCUUCACAUGGUUUUGGUCUUGUGGAAGCGUGCACGAUCAAUAACAACUCAUUUGCAGACGCGAUUUCGUCACCUGGUCAUCCAUGCGCUUUGAAUGAAGCUGCCACAAGUUCAAUGCUUGUGAACGGAACUCAUUCACUGGAAGUUCUGAACAAUGUGUCGUCUCUAGCCACUGUUCCCACAAUCACGUCUGAAAAAGACUAUGUUUAUUUAGCAGUUCCACCCUCGGCAAUGUUGGCCAAGGAGGAUUGGAGAGUGGGAUCAUUUGCUUUGCAGACUCAGUGUCGUCUUGCAUCUGCAGAAUGUGACAUGAGAGGUGUGAACGGUGCCUCAACGCCAUUUCAUUGUUCGGAUGCUUUUCACGGAGAUGUGACCAGCAAUCCGCAGGACUUCAUUUGGGCGUUCUUUACAGAUGGCACGAUGUCAGAUAAUGACACUAGCUCUGGUGUGGAAAACCCUUCCUACUUUGGCAUGGCAGCUCUGGUCAAUCCGAACAUUGGGGUGCGCACAGUUCCAGGUACUGUAAACCCUAUGCAUGGGGGCACCGCCUUCGUGCUUCUUUGCAAUACCACUGUUCUGGAGGUGACUUAUGAUUCUGUCAAUGGAACCAUAACAAAUUUACAGGGGGUUCUCAGUAAUGCAUCGACCGUCAACGUCUGGCAGAGCGCUAUGGCUUAUACCGUGGUUGGUAUACCCAACAUGAAGCAAGCAGCAAGUCUUGCAGCCAUGGGUCAUUCUCCUCAACAAUUCACGGAGGAUAUGGCGUUGUCGUUCAGCAAAACAGCGCUCGCUAUUGGCUCUCAGUCCGUCGAAGAACGAUCACCUUUAGCUGUUCAGACGAGAUUCUCAUUCCUCGUAGCCAGAGUUCCAACCGCCCCACUGUACGCACUUGUUGGAGCAAACAUGCUUGUCGUCUUUGUCACAGUUGCGCUCACGAUCGUUGCCUUGAUGACUUCAACGGGCGACGUAAAAGAAGUUCAAAGUAGACUUUCGAUCGUUGGUCUUGUUGCCGACCGAUUCGAGGACAAGACAGCCAGGUUUGUAGCUAAGGAUCUCGACGAACUCUUCCGCGAAUCCCAGGGUAAAAAAACUUCAAGAGUUGGUAUAGACAGUGCUGCUGAGGGCGGUUUUGGUUACAAGACCUGGAAUGAGGACAGGUAG